AUGGCUGGGCAGCUGAGAAGUGGGCUGGAAAAGCUGGCGGCCAAUGUGGCGGGGUCAGACCUGGUGCAGCAGCAGCAGCAGGAGGCCCAGCAGCAGCAGGCAGCGGCAUGGCAGCAGCUUCAGCAGCAGCAGCAGCAGCAGCAACAGCAGCAGCAGCAGCAGCAGCAGGAGCAGGGCUGGCAGGACAAUCGUAUGUCCUGGAGCCAGGAGCACGGCCAGCAAGCCUGGAAACAGCAGCAGGGGGAGGAGCAGCAGGCGCAGCAGCAGCCAUGGGGGCAGCAGUACGUACAGCCUGUGUCCUGGGAGCAGCAGCAGCAGCAGCCGUGGGGCCAGACGCAGGAGCAGCCGUGGCCCCAGCAGCAGGAGCAUGCAUGGCCACAGCCGGAGCAGCAAGAGGAGUACACGCGUGACCAGCAGGCGCAGCAGUGGUCGCAGCAGCCCUAUGAGGGCCCCUGGCAGGGACAGGCCCAGCCAGAGCAGGCUCACGAGCAGGCGUGGCCAGACCCUGCAAACGGCGAAGGUCCAGCAGAGCCCCCAUCUCAGGACAACUUGCAGCAGCAGCAGCAGGCAGAGGGCGACCGGGAGCUGCAGGUGCAAGAGGCUGGCGCUGAACCUGCAAUUCACAGCAAUGCGGCGUGGAUGCAGGCCGCCAUGUAUGGCGCACACAUGGAUGCUUACAAUGGGGCCGGCGAGAGCCAGCAGGAGGAGGGGGGUGAAGCGCAGCGCCAUCCACAGGAGCGCGCGCCCGUCCCGCUGCUGCCGGUGCCGCCGCCCCCGACCUUUGGCCUUCCGUCGGGCCCGCCAAUCCGCGCCUCGACCGGCGGCGCAGCCGCGCGCGUCGCGACAUCCCCGCCCGGCCGCACGCCGGCUGCAUCCGCGGGCGGCGGCGUGGAUGGUGGCGAAGCGGAGGCGUCGCGUUUGAGGGCGCAGCUCGCGAAGCUCAAGGCGCAGAUGGUGGCGGAUUCUGGGGAGCGAGAGGAGGAGGCGGGCGCGCUGCAGCGGGAGCUACAGGAGUCCAGGGCGGAGGCCGCGCAGCUGCGGCGGCUGCUUGAAGAGGCGCAGGGCGCAGCCAGCGCCGCCUACGCCACUGCUGCCGCGGCCGCCGUGGGCCCGCCGCCGCCUCAGGCCGCGGGCCAGCCGGGCACGCCGCCGCUGUCGGGCGCGAGCGCGGGCGCGCUGGCCGGCCGCGGGCUGGACAGCUGCAGCGAGGAGGACGCUGCGCUGCUGGCUGCGGCGGCCGCCGCGGCGGUUGCUGUGAUGGGCGGCGGCGCGGCAGGUGGCGGCCUCGGGGGCCUUCCCUCGGCGCUGGAUCUCCCGGCCCCUGCUUGCGACGAGCCACUUUUUGCCACCUACAAGAGGAAGGAGGCGGCGCUCAAGAAGGAGUUUGGGAGCAAGCUCAAGCAGCUGCAGGCGCGGCUGGCGGAGGGCCGCGCCCGCAUCGCAGAGCUCGAAGCCGCCGCGCGCGCGGCCGAGGCGGCGACCGCCGCCACUGCUGCAGAGGGCCUGGACGCUGGUGACUCAGAACAGUUGGCCCCAGGAGGUGUCGGCUGCGCGCCAGCGGCAUCUGCAGCAGCGGCUGCUUCCGCGGUGCAGGGUGAUCUCCAGGCGCAGCUGUCCAGGGCGCAAGACGAGGCGGCGGCUGCGGCCAGCGAGCGCGACGAGGCGGCGGCGGCGCUGGAGGACGCCCGGCUGGAGCUGUCAGACCUGAGGGAGGCUUUUGACGACGUGCGCCACGAGGCGGCCGCCGCGGCGGCGCUGCGCGUGGAGGUCGCGGGGCUGCGCGCGCAGCUUGCCGCUGCGGGCGGCAACGGCGGCGACUUGUCCGCGAACGCGGCUGCAGUGCAUCAAGCAGAGGAGCUGCGGCAGCUUCAGGGGCAGCUGGUGGAGCAGGCGCGGGCGGCGCAGGCUGCGGCGGAGAGCCAUGAGCGCGCAGAGGCGGAGCUCGUGGCGCGCCUGCACGCGGCAGAGGCGGAGGCCGCGUCAGCGCGCACUGCUGCUGACGAGGCGCGCCUGGCCGCGGAGGAGGGCGCGGGCGCCCUCGAGCAGCGCGUGAGGGAGCUGGAGGGCGCAGCCGCCGCCGCCGCCGAUGCGGCUGCCGUGUCGGAGGCCGAGGCGGCCGCGCUGGCGCAGCAGCUGGCGGCCUCGGAGGAGCGGGCGCAGGCCGCUGCGGCGCAGGCGCAGGAGCUGCAGGAGCGCGCCGCCGCGCUAGCCGAGGGGCUUGCUGCAGCCGAGGCCCGUGCUGCGGCCGCCGAAGCUGCUGCGCUUGUGCAGAGCCCUGUUCCUGGAGAGCAGCAGCAGCAGCAGCAGCAGCAGCAGCAGGAGUGGCCGCUACCUGACGAGGCAGCGUCAGCGCUCAACGAGCGCCUCGAAGCGGCCGAGGCUCGCGCCGCAGCGGCCGAGACGUUUGUGCAGCAGUGGGAGGCGGAGGUGACUGCCCUUAGGGAGCAGCUGGCAGCCGCGCGGGAGCAGGUGUAUGCGAGCGCUGGUGACGUGGCGCGGCAGCUGCAGCAGCAGCUGGAUGACGUUCAAGCUCAGCGACAGCAGGAGUACCUCGCCUGGCAGGAGUGGGGCGCCCAGCUGCAGCAGGCCGCGGCGGACGCGCAGGCUGCCGCGCAGGCGGCGCAGGAGCAGGCGGCAGCAGCGGCUGCGCAGCAGCAGCAACAACAACAGCAAGAUGUGGUGGCGGCGGACUUGAACGUAGAGGGCGCUGCUGGCGAGCUGGAGGCGGCGCAGGCGGAAGCCGCUGCGCUGCGGUUGCAGCUGGAGGCCGCGGCCGCAGCGGCCAGCAGUAGCACGGACGUCAUCGGGGCCGAGCAGGUGGAGGCGCUGCAGGCGGAGGUUGCCGAGCAGCGGGCCGCAGCCGAGGCCGCCCGCGAGGCCAAGGGGGCGACAGAUGCCCUCGCUGCCGACCUGCAGACGCGGCUGGCAGAGGCCGAGGCCGAGCUGUCAGUCGCGUGCGCGCGGCUGGCAGAGAGCCAGGAGGGCGAGCGCGCGGCGCGGGUGUCCGACGCCGACGCGCAGGCGCACCUGCGGGAGCGCGAGCAGCAGCUGCGCCAGGAGGAGGAGCAGCUGGCUGUUCUGGGGCAGCAGCUCGCGGCGGCCGAGGAGCGCGCGGCGGCGUUCGCGGCGGACGCGGAGCGGCAGCGGCUGCGGGCGCUGCAGCAGGGCGAGGAGGCCGACGCCCUGCGCGCGGCGCUGGCGGCGGCCGAGGAGCGCGCGGCCGCGGCGGGCGCGCGGGCGGAGCAGGAGCACGGGCUGGUUGAGGCGGAGGAGCAGGAGAUCGCGGCGCUGCGGGCGCGGCUGGCCGGCGCCGAGGAGGCCGCAGCAUCUGCGGAUGUGCGGGUGCGGGAGCUGGAGGGGCAGGUGGCCGAGUUGCAGGAGCAGGCGCUUGCGGCCGAUGCACAGGCGCAGCAGCUGGCGGCGCAGAUCGAGGAAUUGCAGGCGGAGCGGCAGCGCGACUACGCGGCCUGGCAGGAGUGGGGCGCCCAGCUGCAGCAGGCCGCGGCGGACGCGCAGGCCGCCGCGCAGGCGGCGCAGGAGGCGCAGGGCGGCGCGAGCGAGGCCGUGGCGGCCGAGGCGGCGGCGCUGCGCGAGCAGCUGCAGCAGGCGGCGUCCACUCUGGCGGCGAAGGACGCGGCGGCCGAGGAGGCGGCGGCGGCGAUGAUGGCGCAGCAGGAGCGGCUUGCGGAGGAGCACGGCGAGCUGGCGGCGGAGGUUGAGGGGCUGAGGGCGCGGCUGGCGGAGGCGGAGGUCGCGGUCACGUCGCUGCGGCACGAGCGCGAACACUUGCAGGCCCAGUGUGAGGAGCAGCACCGCGCGCUGCAGUCCUUCGACUUUGAGAGGGCUCAGGUCGAGGAGGACAGGGCGCAGCUGCGCGCCGCUGCCAAGCGCGCGGAGGAGGCGCGCGCCGUGGCGGAGGACCGCCUGCAGCAGCUGCAGUUGAGCGGCGCAGCAGCGCAGCCCGGCGGCGGCGGCGGCGGCAGCGCAGCUGCGGCGGCAGCGUUGGAGCAGCAGCUCGCGGCGGCGCGGGAGGAGGCCGCGUAUGAGCGCCAGCGGGCCGCGGCUCUGCAGCAGCAGCUGGCGGCCGCGUCAGCGGCGGAGUCGCGACUGGCAGACGCGGAGGCGGCGGCGGCGGGGGCUCGGGAGCUGCAGGCGCGCGCGGCGGAGCUGGAGCGGCGCUGCUACGACCUGCAGGCGGCGCUGGACGCGCAGCAGGAGCGGGGCUCGAGCGUGUCGGGGCGCGCCCAGGAGCUUGAGGAGCAGCUCAUGGACGGCGCCCGCGCCCUGGCUGCCGAGCGCGCCGAGGGUGAGCGGCUGCGCGCGCAGCUGGCGCGGCUCAAGGAGCAGCUGCUGCGGGGCCAGGAGGACGAGGAGGACGCGCUGGCCUGGCGCGUGGAGGCUGAGCACCUUGCGCCCUCGCCUCUGACGGCACCCCAAACGCCGCACCACUCGGUGGCGCAGGUGCGCGCCGCCAAGGAGGAGGGCGCGCGCCGCGAGGCCGAGCUCCUGCGCCAACUCGAGGACGCCCGCGCCGCCGCCGCGUCUGACGGCGGCGCGUCGCUGCAGGACCUGCUGGCUGCGCGCGAGGCCGAGCUGUCAAACCUGCAGUCCGCGCUGGGGGAGAUGGCGUUCGAGGUGGAAGCCGCAGAGAAGCUGAGAGGGGAGCUGAGGCGCGCUAAAGAGGGCGCGGAGGCGGCGGCGCGGGAGCGGGAGGCGGCGCAGGGCCAGCUGGAUGCCGCGGCGCGCGAGCGCGAGGAGCUGUCGGCGUCCCUGGCCAAGCAGGCCGCGCAGCUCGACUCUGCCCGCGAAGCGCAGGCGCGCACCGCGGCGGAGGCCGCCAUGCUGCGCGCGCGGCUCGAGGAGGCCACUGCGGGCGGCGGCGGCGGGGGCGUGGACGCGCGGGCGGCCGCCAAGCUGCUGGUUCAGUAUGUUGAGAGGGGCCACAGCGGAGAGGCGCUGGCGCUGCUGGCGUCGACGCUGGGACUCGGGGAGGACGAGAGGGCGCGGCUGGGCGCGGCGGCGGCGGCGUGGGACCAGGGCGGCGGCCGCGCGACGAGCGCGGGCGCGGCCGCGUAUGAUGAUGAGGGGCGCCGCCUUGGCCAGCAGCAGCGCCGCGGCGGGCUGCUGCGCUCCGUGGUCGGCGCGCCGUUCGCCCUCGUCCGCACUCUGGCGGGCGGCGGCGGGGGCGGGGGCGGUGGCGGUGCUGCGCGGCCGGCGCAGUCCGCGCCCGCGAAUGAGAGCCUUGCGGACGUGUGGGCGCGGUUCCUUUUGGAGCAGGAGGACACCGCCUCGUCAGCGCCACGCAAGGCGGGUGUGGCCCCAGACGACAUGUCGGCCGCCUCGCGGCUCGCCGCGGCGGGGCGCGCGCUCUCGGGCACCGGCGAGGCCGAGGCCGCCGGCAACGGCGCGGGCGCCGGGCCGUACGGCGCGGCGCAGCCGUCAUCGAGCGCAGCGUUGCCUUACGGGGGUGCGGCUGCAGAGAGCCUUCAGCCGCAGCAGCAGCAGCAGCAGCAGCAGCAGCAGCAGCAGUGGGGCGGGCUGGGCGCCGGCGCGUCCCAGUACGCGUCCCACUACGCCGCCAGCCCUCCCUCUUACGGCGGCUACACGUCCGCGCCUGCAUCUGCGGCGGCGGGCGGGAUGACGGCUCCAUCCUACCUUGGAGCUGGCAGCGCGCCCGCGGACUACAGCAGCGGCCUAGGAGGCACCGGCGCCGUCGGCCUGCCUUCGUCGUCUUAUGGCGCAGCAGCUGCCGACUACGCGCCGCCCGGCUCCGCGGCGGCGCUCAUGGGCAGCGUCACAGGCGGCGCGGGCGCAGGGGCGGGGCCCAGCAGCUCGUCGUACGCCGGCCUUGGUGGGGACCUGGGUAGCCUGGGCGGGUUCGCGGGAGGGGCCGGCCUGACGAGCACCGGCCCAGGCUCCUCCAGUGCGUACGGCCUGCCGAGCGCCCCCGCGGUGGGAGGAGCGGGCGCCCCAACCGGAGCUGGCGGGGCGGGCGCGAGCGGGGUGUCUGCGAUAUCGUCGAUCCUCGCGGGGGCGUCGGCCGCCGACCGCUUCAGCAGCCUGCUGGCACCCACCCCUGGCGUGGGCGGCGCGGCGGCCAGCGGCGCCGGCGGCGGGGCCGGCGGGUACUACUCGUCCUAUGGACUCCCUGCAGCUGCAUUUGGGAUGUCUCCGCCCAUUGCGACCCUGUCGCUGGCCAGGCGUUUCUUUGGUCUGAUAGAGAAUUACCCCCUGUACGUGAUGGUCGGCAUCGCCUGCGGGCUGGGUGUCUACACGCCAAUCCGCCACCGUGUCACAGCAUCUGACGUGGCGCUUGAUCGCAGGGCGCGCGACUACGCCGACGACCUGGCAGCCAACCCCCGAACCCUGGAGCGCGCCACGCGCUACGAGACCGGCAUCCUCGCCAGGGCGGCCGCUGUCAGGAAAUGGCCGGAGGUCUGGUCGCUGCCGCCGGGCACCGACCCCGAGCACCACUUCACCACAACGCGGUGGCCCCAGCCGCGCACGUUCGAGCUGCCCCAGAGCACUGCGGCUGACGUGGCGCUGGACCGCAAGUCGCGCGACUGCAUGGACGACCUGGGCGCCAGCGAGCGCGUCUUGGACAAGGCCAGCCACUACGAGGGCGGCAUCCUUGGCGCGGUGGCCUCCAUCAAGAACUGGCCGCAGGUCUGGGCGCUGCCCAAGCACGUCGACCCCCAUGCACACUUCCACCACGAGCGCUGGCCCGCACCCCGCCCCUUCACAGUGCCCGCACCCGCUGAGUGA
This is a messenger RNA of Monoraphidium neglectum, 6765 nucleotides long. RefSeq lists its product as hypothetical. The record is from RefSeq and is a predicted model, not a curated record. The transcript is spliced from 11 exons. NCBI's taxonomy places the organism in Eukaryota, Viridiplantae, Chlorophyta, Chlorophyceae, Sphaeropleales, Selenastraceae. The coding region runs from base 1 to 6765 and encodes 2254 amino acids.